CAGGUAUACAUAAUCUGAGAACAGAGGCAUAAUCUACACCAUGUUUCUGAUUUCCGAUAAGAGCCAAGUGCCUAGGCCUAGGUACCUGUUCACACUGACAGACAAACAGCAAUCGCCAGAUACCGAAAAACAGUUUGCUCAAAACUUAACAACUAGGUACCUGUAAAACGAUAUAGAGCAGCAGUGAACAGUACAAGUAUACAUUAUAGUAUAGUGAUAGCGGACCUGGAAACUACUAUAUACGACUAAUGAACCUAUCUAGAAUCACAACUACCCAAGGUACCUAUACAACUUCACACAUCAGGACUAUCGUCCAUAUCUAUACUCAACUAUGUCAGGCCCAAACAAGAUCCAGACUGUGUAUACGACAUCCAAGCGAGGCAAGCGGGAGCGCCUGGGCGAAUGGUGUUUGAGGAGUGCGAGUCGCAGCCAUUCCAAGCGAAAACAACACUCUAACGGCACACCAGAGGCCGUCGCGGUUGUCGAAGAACCCAAAAAUGGCGUUCUCAACGGCAUCAUUGAUCCAGAGGCAGGAGUUGCUCAUCAGAAGCUCGUCCGGACGACCAACGAUGAAGGUAAUGGAACCUCCAAAGCAGCGGACAUUGGAUCAUCCGAGGUGAUGCAGAAUGGGGAGGCACACGAUUCGAGCGAGAAGCGUGAACAUACCUCAUUUACACCUGAGAACAGCGAGGUCAGCCCGGCUGCGGAUCAUGAAGCUGGGUGGACAGACAUUUUAGAGACCGCUGGCGAGGUCAACUGUAAGGCAAAUCACGUCACGAGCGGCGAGAUUAGCCAGGAGAGCUGCCCCCUUCUUGUCACUGCGGCAGUCGCCGAGUCGCAUGAGAUUGACGAAGCCGAGUACUGGGGUCCUACUAGAGAUAUUGCAGAGGAAAAACUCGUUGCUUUGCUGGACAGAGUGAGCGAGACGCACAACGGAACAGUCGAUGCCCACUACAGGCUGAUGAGCAAGCACUGCGGCUCAUACAAUUGUGCCUAUAUCCUGGAGUCGAGCUACAAGGAGCGACUGUGUGUUCGAGUUCCCGCUUGCGGUUUCCCAGCUCGAUGGAAUGAUUUCGAUGGCAAGCUUCUCCGCGAAUCGGCGCUGGGCAUGAAAUAUAUUCGGAACAAGACCGACUUGCCCGUACCACGCCUGUUGUCGUACGACACGACCAUGGACAACGAGAUCGAGGCACCGUAUAUCGUCAUGUCGUUCUUGGCGGGCAAACCUCUCGAGGAAGCGUGGCCGCAACAGGAAGACGAAGACUUUGCUGUCACGGAAGCCAGACGCAUGACGAUGCUUCACAGCCUCGCCAAGACCAUGCGACUGCUGGAGCCCACGGUUUUUUCGCGGUAUGGAGCACUCCACUUCGAUAGUGAGGAAGCGGUGCCGACGGUGGGCGACACAUCGCGCCUCACGACGGAAGAUAUCUUUGUCAUUGCGCGAAAAUUCAAGUCUGUCCCGUCCCGAGCGUCGCUGCGAGAUUACGUGCUUGCAGCAAGGCACCACCGCUUUGAGGAGCACCAAUACCCCGAAGAGGACCUCGAUAGCCUGACCAAAGGUUUGCUCAUGCUCUGGGAAUUGAUGCUGGAUAGCUUCCUCGAAGUUGUCCAACUCGAACCACAUGAGCCCAACUUUGUUCUCAUGCAGUCGGACUUCAAUCCCCAGAACAUUCUAGUCGACGACAGAGGAAAUAUUUCCGGCCUCAUCGAUUGGGAUUGUCUCGAAGCCAUCCCACGCCAGAUUGGCUGGUGCUCCAUCCCCCACUGGCUAAAAAGGGACUGGACACCAGAAUACUCCUGGCCGACGCCCGCAGGUUCGAAGCAGGUCCUACAGCAGCCUCACGAGUUCGACAAGUAUCGCAAGGCCUAUACCCGCUACAUUCGCGAUGCGUAUCCCGGAAGUAAAAAUGAUUCCCGCUUUACCGCCAAAAGUCACAUUUACUGGGCUCUGCUGCAGUCGGGCGAGCAUUUCGACCAUCUCACGCGCUUCGUAUGCAAUGUCUUGGCUGAUCUUUUCCCGCGAUUGGCUGGUGUGCAUACGGUCUUUAUUAGCCAGAUUGGAGAGUAUGGAUAUCAGAAGGAUCAGAAGAAAUGGCUAGAGGGCCAGUUACGAGCCUUUUUCGCUCCCGACACGUGUCAUAGCUGCGAGGUGCCUGCUGGAGAGGGAAGUUCUAGUGUGACCUACUACAGUACUGACUGCACCGCUGCCAUCACCGCAGCCUGGAGCCAUCAUCAUCGCAAGCUGUGGUUGGAGACGAACUUGCGCCAAGCCGGACCCUUCUUGCACCAACUCAAUUGUCACUGAGGCGCGGACGGACGGCCGAUACCCGCCCGCACGCACGAAGUGACUUGAGGUAGAACUACACGUACAUGUAACCUCACCUGCUCCAUACCUACACUACCUACCUAUCGACUGGUACUCACGCCAAGACGUGCACCAUGGCCACAUCUGCUGCCGACGCCGCCGAUGAGCUCGACAUCGUCUUUGAUGAUCUCGCCUUCAACGCCGUCCUCAUCGACACUCUCGACACUGCCGAUGAGGACUAUCAACAUAAGCUCGAAGACUUGCUCGCCCACCAACAGACGCUCAAUUCCAAAAAGGCCAAGCUCGAAGCACACCUCCAGCAACGGCCUGCCUCGCCGCCUCUAAGCCAAGCGAGCAAUCACCACUUCGACCAGCCCGCCACCAUGGAUGCUCAAUACCGUGCUCAGCCAGGCGGCUCGGGGAACACUGCCCCAGGGAGUCAGCCCGCCAGCGUUCACAGUAACCAUCGCAGCAGCAGCAGCAGCAGCAGUUACCCCCAUCCUUUGAGCUCGGAUACUGCCCUUCCCUUUGGCAUGCCUGCAAAUGGCGGAAAGCGUCCGCGGGCGCAGUCCUCUUAUCUGCACACCGGUGAACAGGCAUCGAAGCGCCCAACUCCUGAUCUCUCCAAUGCACCAACGCCGACCUCUUCCGACGCCUCUUAUGACCUGGUCCCGCCCGGUCCCGGCUCAGGAGACCAAGAGAGAAAGCGAAUCUUCGCACGUCAGCAAGCCGCGGAAGCUGCUGCGAGGAGGCAUCGCGAGAUAAUGCUGCGGGACGCAGCCUUCGCCCGGCAGCUGAGCCAGCAACACCCAUCGAACCAACCCUCGGCUUCUGCCUCAUCAUCGAGACCGAAUGUGCAAACCACGCUCAACUUUGAUGGCCGCUUCAAUCGUCCGCCCCCGCCCGUCAAAGCAGAGUCUUCAUCCUCGCAACGUCCCCGAUUCC
Messenger RNA from Sphaerulina musiva SO2202, 3250 nucleotides. RefSeq lists its product as uncharacterized. The record is from RefSeq and is a predicted model, not a curated record. The coding region runs from base 332 to 2305 and encodes 657 amino acids. The transcript is spliced from 2 exons. Lineage: Eukaryota; Fungi; Ascomycota; Dothideomycetes; Mycosphaerellales; Mycosphaerellaceae.